UAGUGAGGAGUUUCGUAGUGGUCAGUGCUGAAACGGGAGCAAUCGCUGCAGGACUUUUGGACAUGGGCAUGUAAAACAACAAACGACGUAAAACAACUGGGUAACUCAUGUGAAGUAUAACAGUUUUAAAAAGUACAGAAAUAAUUUUUAAUCACAACAAAAACGAAUCCCCUAUGAUGCCCAAAUGGGUAAAUAUGUCAUUCAUCCCAGUGUUUAAAGGGAAAGCUGUCAGACAUGCCUUUACUAAUAAAAAAUAGGGAGUAUUACAGCUGCCCACAGCUAGAGUUCUGAAUUUUUCAGCGCAAGCUUCGAACAGAAAAGUUGAAUAUUAUUUCAUUUAGUUUGCAUGUGAAAACGUGUUAUUUUGAUUUCCUUGUAGUUUUAACACACUGACAAGCUAAUGUUUGGCAUGUUUUAUCGAAUGAAGCCUUCAGCACGCCAGCUGCAGUUACGUUUAUUGUAGAUUUUAUCAGAAGAUCAGCGCACUAUACUGGAAGUGCAAAGCAAAAAAAAAACAUUUUUCAAUGUUAAUGUUGUUUUAUGUUGAACAAUAUUCUAAGAAGUAAUAACGGAAUGAAACUAAACAGGAGAUUUAGUUUUAGAAUGAUUUUACGGUUUUCUCGAGUUCUGAUUUAAAAAUAUAGUAGUUGCUCAAUUAGGAGAGUAAACAAACCCUGACGUAGCAAGGACUGAAAAAAUAAUGUACGUAUUUUAAAAAUCCAAGUAUUCGCCUGGUCGCAGAAAGUAAACACAGCUCCCAAAAGUGUAAACGUGAAGUAGAAACCUGAAGCCAAGCGCUGGAAGAUGGAGGGUAUUGUUCGGUUGGCUGCAGGGAGGUGGGAUGGGCUGGGUAGCAGAGAUGCCAACUCCAGAGAAGCGGCCAUGGAAAACAUCAGACAGGACGUGAUGAGCAGAGCGGAAAAGAUUGGCCCCGUCUGUGGGGUGCCCCGGACCCCCGGCUCACCUGCCCGCUCCCCGGACGACUUGAACGACAUGCUGGCUCGCCUGCUCAUGCUCUCCAGAAGAUGUCCACACGCUGAUGUCAGAGAGAGGUCCGACUGCGUGCUCAGGAGUGUGCAGGAAAUGGGAGUGAGAAUUCCAAGACCCCUGGGACAUGGACCAAGCAGAUACAUCCCUGAGAAAGAGAUACUAGAGGUUGGUAAAGUUGAUGCACGGACGCGGGCAAUAUUUGAAGACGCCUUUGCCGCCUUGGGGCGCCUUGACAACAUCUCCUUGGUGAUGGGGUUUCAUCCUCAGUAUCUCGAGAGCUUCUUGAGGACACAGCACUACCUUCUGCAGAUGGACGGCCCUCUUUCACUCCACUACCGGCACUACAUUGGGAUCAUGGCUGCAGCCAGGCAUCAGUGUUCCCAUUUGGUGAACUUGCACGUGAAUGAUUUCCUUCAAGUGGGAGGCAACCCUAAAUGGUUGAAGGGUCUGGAGGAGGCUCCGCCCAAGCUACAACAUCUGGGAGAGCUGAACAAGAUUCUCGCCCACAGGCCCUGGCUAAUCACAAAGGCACACAUCGAGCAACUGCUGAAGGCCGAGGAGUACAGCUGGUCCCUAGCAGAGCUCAUCCACGCGGUGGUGCUGCUGACUCACUACCAUUCCCUGGCCUCCUUCACCUUCGGCUGCGGGAUCAACCCUGAGAUCCACUGCGAGGGAGGGCACACCUUCCGACCGCCUUCUGUCAGCAGCUACUGUGUGUGCGAUAUUGCCAAUGGGAACGGAGUGCUGGAGGAGAUCCUGGGCAACCAUUCAGUGAGUGUUGCGGAGGCCUCCUGCGAAGUGGAAGCCCUCAUGGAGAAGAUGAAGCAGCUGCAGGAGUGCAGGGACGAGGAGGAGGCCAGCCAGGAGGAGAUGGCCACCCGCUUUGAGAGAGAGAAGACCGAGAGCAUGCUGGUGGUGUCCACAGCAGAGGAGGAUGAGACCAUGACGACUCGAGAUGUCUCUCGGCACUUCGAGGACCCCAGUUAUGGAUACAAGGACUUCUCUAGGCGUGGAGAACACGUGCCUACUUUCCGAGCCCAGGACUAUAGUUGGGAAGACCAUGGCUACUCUUUAGUCAAUCGCCUUUAUCCAGACGUUGGGCAGCUCCUUGAUGAGAAGUUCCAGAUCGCUUACAACCUGACGUACAACACCAUGGCCAUGCACAAGGACGUGGAUACAUCAAUGCUGAGGCGUGCAAUCUGGAACUACAUCCACUGCAUGUUUGGAAUAAGAUAUGAUGAUUAUGACUAUGGAGAAAUUAACCAGCUGCUAGACCGCAGCUUCAAAGUGUAUAUUAAGACUGUGGUCUGCGGUCCGGAGAAGACCACUAAGAGAAUGUAUGACAGCUUUUGGAGACAGUUCCAACAUUCCGAGAAGGUACACGUUAAUUUGCUUCUUAUGGAAGCUCGCAUGCAAGCAGAACUGCUCUAUGCUUUAAGAGCCAUCACGCACUACAUGACAUGAAGUGCCCAUUUCUCUUCUGUGGACAUAUCAAAGGAUGUUGCAUAAACCUUCAUGAAGGAUGCUGAAAGUCAUCUGGACUGAGCGCUGGCUGGCAGUCUGCUGGGGAUGACAUUGUAUCAUUAUGCGCUGCAGCUACAUCUUCUGGGUUGAUUCUCCGCUGAAAGGAGUAGCAGAAGACUGCGAAGAUGACGCUUAACUUCAGUAUUCCAUUGCGCCUCGAAAACGCCAUGAAUCUUUUCACAGCUUUAACGGCAGUGCACUGAGCUGCACUGGAGUAUUUAGAUUUCAUUGUUUGUUUGUUUUUUUAUGAAAGCUGAGGUUGAAAAACCUGGCGUUGGAAAGCAUUGCUCAAUAAGCUGUAGGGGCUGGGUAGCGUGUAGAUGUUGUUGUACAGUGGUGGUGCCGCUCUGCACACCAGCAAAAGACUCCAAAAGGAUACUUCUUUAUUUAAGCUAUGUAAAGGGUGAAAGUAACACUGCGCCUGUCUGAGCCGCCCUUUGGUUUACUGUAAGAAAUUAUCCUAUUUUUACACGUGCAUAGUGAAUUAUUUCAAUUCCCCUACCACAUGGGGUUUGAACAUUUUGUAAGCAAGACACUUUGGAGAAUGGGACUUUAUUGCUGUAUAAUUUCUUUAAAAACAUUUUCUCAUAGGUGACUUAUAUUUUCCAAGUCAGUGUAAAGGUCUUCCCCCAGGAAGUGCACCUGUGUUUUAUAUCCCAUCAUGUCUUCCGCGGAAGGUCACCUAGCAUUGACAGUUUUACAUUUGAAUUUGAAUACCUCUAUAAGUGCUCUUCCUGAGCAGAAUUUUGCACCUCGUCUCCUUUUGUUCUACUCUUCUUUUUUUUGUAGGUGGCAGAGCUGAAGGAGAGGUUAAUUUUGACUGCACUGCUACGGUCACCAAGUUAAACGGUUCAUACUGUUGUUUGACCCUGACCGUUAAGAAGCUUGUGAAGUUGGAAAUCCUGUUUUGCUUAAUCAGUUGCCACCACAAUUCUUGAUCUGAAAGGAGAAUUAAAAGUUGUUGGAUGCUAAUCUCAGGACACACUUUGCGUAAGAAGGGGGGGAAGGGUUCUCCUUAAAUUAAAUAGGUGUUCAUAAGAGAAAGGUUUCAAAAAUUGUUGGGACUAGAGUUAACAGUGUUAUGAGCAUUAAAAUGGGGAAAAAAAUAAAAGGGUCUUUUCACUUUCAAAAAGCAAAUGGGUUUUGUAGAAUGGAUUUUUAAAUUAUAAUCACUUGUAUCAGUGCUUACUUUUUUCAUUACAUAUAAAAUUGAAUUGUGAAGAAAGUUUAUUACAAAACAGUAUUCCUAGAGGCAUUCUUAAAUACUAUGAAAUUAUUACUAUGAAGCUGAAGUGCCAUUUUGGAAAUGAAAAGAACUUUUGAUUCAGGGGUUGUGUUCUGUUUUGUCAACAUCAUGAAAGAACACUUGCUUCUGUGUGCAGUGUGUGUAAACAGUUAAUAUAUUAAAAGGACCAGGCUGGAGGCUGGUUACUGGACAUGAACCUUAGUCAAGACUGAGUUGAGUGUGGUACCAGUGAACUGACUGGGACUCCACACUGCAGUUUUUUUGCCUGGAUUGCUGAUCUUGUACAUUAAACAUUUAAGAGUGUAAUUCUUCCAGAAGGGUGAUAUCCUAAAAAAAAAAAACAAUCUCUUGCCCCACUGCAACUGUCGUUGCACGUAAACAUGUUUCUAACAAGCCAUUUACUCUGCUCUAGGUUCUGUAAAUACAUUAUUGAUACAAGUCAGCUGUGAUCAAUGCAUUUGUUUUAGUAUUUUUAUCCUGCUAUUUUUGAUGGCUGUUUUUUCAUUAAUACCAAAAUGAAAGGUCAAAAACUGAAGAACAGUUCUGUAUUUGUGCAGCCAAAAAAGCAGGACCAGCUGUUGUUUUGUGGGUUUUUAUUUGAUAAACAGACACAUAAGCUCAAUACAGUGUUAUUGUAUCUCCUAUUACUGUGCUAUUCAAAUAAACACAAUGUUGAAAAAAUAAAAUGACAUACUAUAAAGUA
Lepisosteus oculatus (spotted gar) is the source of this 4463-nucleotide messenger RNA. It is a transcript of the gene sesn1, whose product is annotated as sestrin 1. Gene Ontology annotation, molecular function: L-leucine binding; oxidoreductase activity, acting on peroxide as acceptor. The record is from RefSeq and is a predicted model, not a curated record. NCBI's taxonomy places the organism in Eukaryota, Metazoa, Chordata, Actinopteri, Semionotiformes, Lepisosteidae. Gene Ontology annotation, cellular component: nucleus. Gene Ontology annotation, biological process: cellular response to L-leucine; cellular response to leucine starvation; negative regulation of TORC1 signaling.